Rhododendron vialii is the source of this 1716-nucleotide messenger RNA. RefSeq names its product zinc finger CCCH domain-containing protein 14-like. The transcript has 3 exons. Gene Ontology annotation, molecular function: mRNA binding; metal ion binding. The coding region runs from base 231 to 1277 and encodes 348 amino acids. Lineage: Eukaryota; Viridiplantae; Streptophyta; Magnoliopsida; Ericales; Ericaceae. The record is from RefSeq and is a predicted model, not a curated record.
CACGUCGGAAUCUUGUACUACAUCUGAAAACUUUGUACUAACAGCGUAUAAAUGACCCGAUGGACCUAUCAAUAGUGAUUCGCGAUACACUCGAUUAUAACCUCAGGUCUUUAUAUGCUCCCCGCCCACGCUUCAGGCGGCAAACUCUCUCUCUCUCUCUCUCUCGAUCGAAGUGCAGAGCGUCUGAGCAAGUAACUCUGUAAGUACACAGCGAGCGAAUUCCGGUAAAAAUGCAGAAAGAGGGCAGCACCGUCGACAACAACGGCCCCCAAACCAACUCCACCGACUCGCCGUCGCCUUUCCAGACACGCAAACCUCAUCUCUCUCCUCAACCAGCCACCGACCACUUCGCCUCGUUCUACCACCCCUCGCCGAUGUUCCCUCCGGCCGCCUCCACCACCUCCCUCUCCCCCUCCGACUGCUCCUCCUCCUACAACAACAACAACAACAACGACGUCGUCUCCACCGUCGACGACCGCCUCCGCCAGGCCAGCUUCGUCCUCGAGUACCAGCAGCUCUACAACCGCUACGCCAUGUGCCUCGCCCACCUCCAGGACUCCCUCCUGGAAGUCGACUCCCUCCGUGACGACAACGACGAGCUCCGAGUCGCCAACUCGGACCUGGUCAACCGCCUCUCUCUCCUCUCCCAGGCCACCAUCCAAAACUGCCUCCUCACCUCUGCUCCCCAGCCGCCUCUCUCCUUCAUCAACGACUUCAACCGCAUGAGCAUCGGAGGGAACGCCGGUAUGAUCCGAGAGAAUCGAGAAGAGAUUUGCGACAUCAGCCCGACGAGCGUGAUCGAACACAGCCGGUUCGAUCGGAGGAAUACUCCGGAGAGAGUUCAGUUGCCGAAGAGCAUCUCUGUUCGCUCGAGCGGGUACCUGAAGAUCGCUCAACGCGGUGGAGAUCCGAGUCGAGGUAACCGAGUCAAGAGCCCGAGCCCGAAUGAGUCGCAACGAGUGUACGUGCCAGGAGGAAAGAGAGAGGAGGAGGCGUUGGAGUUCGACGUGUACAACCAAGGGAUGUUCAAAACAGAGCUGUGCAACAAGUGGCAGGAGACCGGGAAGUGCCCCUACGGCGACAACUGCCAGUUCGCGCACGGGAUAACCGAGCUGCGUCCGGUGAUCAGGCACCCCAGGUACAAGACCGAGGUCUGCCGCAUGGUUCUCGCCGGCGACACCUGCCCUUACGGCCACCGCUGCCACUUCCGCCACUCUCUCACUGAACAGGAGAGGCUCUUGGGCCCACUCGGCCGCUUCAACGAACUUAAUCGUUGAUCAUGAGAAUAUCGAAUCGAAUCGGUAUAUGCUUGCAGGCGUAGGUUAUGUCAGUUCGGGAUAUAUGUAGGCAAUCAUAGUCCCCAGUUACAAAUUGGAAGAGAAUUUCUCCACUAUAUACUAUAUAUACUAGUAAAUGAAAUAAAAUAAAAUAAAAUAAAAUAAAAUUGGGGAUUUAAUUGGACAAAUGAUUUUUCUGUUUUGAGAAAGAUAUUAGGAGGAAGGUGUGGCUGUGGAAGAAUAUACUACUAGAUUUGAGGGAAGGAAACAGAGACUUGGUGAGGUUGCUUUCAGGGUUUUUUUUGGUAAGUUGAUGAUUCAUUGGUUGUUGCCUGUUGGGUUAAUGUCUCUGAUGAUGUUGAUAGAUUUCUGGAUGCUGUGAUGGCACGAAAUGUUUGAUUGCAUGCCAUUUGAGGAAAUUGAUUCGUUAACACUUCAG